This is a messenger RNA of Salpingoeca rosetta, 630 nucleotides long. RefSeq lists its product as uncharacterized. The record is from RefSeq and is a predicted model, not a curated record. Lineage: Eukaryota; Choanoflagellata; Craspedida; Salpingoecidae. The transcript has 5 exons. Bases 12 to 563 code for a protein of 183 amino acids.
CACAAAAUGCCAUGGCCAUGGAACAGCAACACCACCAACACCACCAACACCACCAAUCGCCGCCGCACCAACCCCACCACCACCAACCGCAGCAACAGCCUGGCACUGCGUUGGCCGUUCCUUCGCAAGACACAGAGGUCGUCGCCUACGAGCAGGACCCGAACAACCUCGCACUCAUGUUCUGCGAGGUGUUCUUCGGCAUGUUUGACCCGCCAUCCUUCACCACGGACCUCUUCUUUGACGACUGCGAGCUCAACCUGCACGUGGCACCCGCAGGCCAAAUAGAACAACACCAAGGCUCUGCCAGCGUCGUGCACCGCUUAACGAAAUUACCGCAGCAGGACAACGUCCUGUUUCGGCCGGGCGACGGCGGCAUCCGCGGCAUGCUCGAACCACACGGCCUUCUUGCUGUCGAAGUCCACGGAACCGUACACAGUCCCGGCGCAGUGAUUGGACACUUUCGACAGGCGUGCCUGCUGGCACAGGACCCGUUUUUGCAAGACACGUGGCGGGUGCGCAACAUCAACAUUGAAUGCCAGCUCUUUCCGUCGUUGAAUGGCUGACAAAUGUGACGGGGGUUGGGAGAACGGCCGGAGGGGGGAAGGAAGGGAGUAAACGACACGUUGGUUG